This is a messenger RNA of Hibiscus syriacus, 465 nucleotides long. RefSeq lists its product as uncharacterized. NCBI's taxonomy places the organism in Eukaryota, Viridiplantae, Streptophyta, Magnoliopsida, Malvales, Malvaceae. The coding region runs from base 1 to 465 and encodes 154 amino acids. Gene Ontology annotation, molecular function: protein binding. The transcript has a single exon. The record is from RefSeq and is a predicted model, not a curated record.
AUGGAAAACAACCAAGUUUCAAGCCAGGACAUUCUUGAACUAAUCCUCAGUAAAGUUCCCUUGAAACCUCGCACAAGACUCAAGUGCGUAUCAAGAGCUUGGAUCGAUGUGAUCACCGAUCUCCGCCACACACAUCCUCCGACCACCGUCUCCGGCCUAGUUUUCUCUUUCAAGAAACCUUCAUCAAGCAACCCGAUUUACCAGCUGAAUUUGCUUGAAGUCGUCCAAGACCAAAGCUUGAGCUGCUUUAUACACACUUCUCUCACGCAUGAUCUUCCUUGGUUGAUUGAUUCCUGCAACGGUUUGCUUCUGUUCGGUACAAAAGAUGGGAUUUCUUUAACCUAUCUUGUUUCCAGUCCCCUGAGUAAUCAAUGGCUUAAACUCCCUCCACCUGGCCAUGGUUUAUCACUCCCAGUUUCUGCAAGUCUAGCCUUUGACGGGUUCAACAGCAACACUUUAAGGUGA